AUGAAAGCCCACUCAACCGCGAGUCCAGCCCACACAACCACACCAACUCUCCCCAAUCCAGCAGCCCUCGAGUCUCCCCGACUCCUCCCCGCACCUCAGCACAGAGACGCCACUACCACCACCGCCGCAAGCGACGACGGGCGGCCUGGCGGCGCUGAGGCGGCGCGCGCCGUGAAGGAGACGACGGGGAUCGUGGGCCUUGAGGUGGUGCCCAACGCGCGGGAGGUUCUCAUCGGGCUCUACACGCGCACGCUCAAGGAGAUCGAGGCCGUCCCCAAAGACGAGGGCUACCGCAAGGCCGUUGAGUCCUUCACCAAUCACCGCCUCCAGAUCUGCCAGGAGGAGGACGACUGGAAGCGCAUCGAGGACCGGAUCGAAUGCGGGCAGGUCGAGGAGCUCAUCGAGGAGGCCGAGGACGAGCUCAAGCUCAUCGCCAAAAUGGUUGAAUGGGAUCCGUGGGGUGUUCCUGAUGACUAUGAGUGUGAGGUGAUCGAAGACGACACCCCAAUUCCUAAGCAUGUUCCUCAGCACCAGCCUGUUGCUCUUCCUGAGGAGUUCUUCAAGACACUGGAUGCUGUCAAAUCUGAUCCCCGCUCUCCAAGGCGAUGCUCCUCCUCAGGUGAAGGCGUAAAGAUGACUCUUCCCGGUUAUGUCAUUUCACAUUUUGCUGUGUUGAGUAGGGACUAG
This is a messenger RNA of Miscanthus lutarioriparius, 687 nucleotides long. NCBI's taxonomy places the organism in Eukaryota, Viridiplantae, Streptophyta, Magnoliopsida, Poales, Poaceae. The record is from the annotation of a GenBank genome assembly.